AUGUCUCGUCCUAUCAUCGUUGUCGCGGGUGUGGGAAACGGUUCAGGCACUGGUGGUGCAACUGCGCGAGUGUUCUCCAAAGCUGGGUACCGUGUCGCGCUCAUUUCCCGCGCCGGAUCUGGGCUCCAAAAGACGACGAAUGAGAUCAAGCAGGCCGGCGGCGAGGCUGUCGCGUUCCCUAUUGAGUCGUACAGCUACCAGUCCCUGACAAACGUCUUCGACACCAUCCGCACGCAUAGCUGGAAAGACACAUCCGGCACAGCGCCCGAGAUCCGCGCCGCGCUCUGGAACGGGGGCGUAGGGGUAUGGAAGCGGUUCUUCGAAGUCACCGAGAGGGACCUACAGCUCACCGCGGAGACGAACGUCCAUGGCGCGUUCGCUUUCGCGCGCCAGGUCAUCCUCGCGUUCAGGCAGAACGAAGUGGAUGAACUGGGCAAGCGUGGCACACUGCUCUUCACCGGCGCGACGGCGAGCCUGCGCGGGAAUGUGCCGACGAGCGCGUUCUCGGCAGGCAAGUUCGCGCUCCGGGCGCUCAGCCAGAGCCUCAACAAGGAGUUUGGGCCGGAGAACAUCCAUGUUGCUCACGCCAUAAUUGACGGAAACAUCUUAACGGAUGAGUCGCUCACGUUCGUCGACGAGACCAGCAAGGAGAUCUUCAAGGGGAACGCAAAUCUACGCCUCGAUCCCGAGAGCAUUGGAAAGAGCUACCUUUACCUUGCGAAGCAGGACAGAUCAGCGUGGACCUGGGAGCUCGACCUCCGCCCCGCGCACGAAAAGUGGUGA
This is a messenger RNA of Trametes versicolor FP-101664 SS1, 783 nucleotides long. RefSeq names its product short-chain dehydrogenase/reductase SDR. The coding region runs from base 1 to 783 and encodes 260 amino acids. The record is from RefSeq and is a predicted model, not a curated record. The transcript has 9 exons. Lineage: Eukaryota; Fungi; Basidiomycota; Agaricomycetes; Polyporales; Polyporaceae.